AGUCCUUCCUUCUGAGAAGCAGUCAGUGUAAUGCGGCAGUGAAUCGGCGGUUGCAUUUUCGGUUAUCCACUGGUCUUGUCUGCACCGUGAAGUCGCGGGAGAGUUUGGACAAAAAUGGGGGAUAAAUAAAUAUAGUUCACUCAGGCCGUUUACCAUUUAAAAAAAUGAUCAGUUCAGGUCUCCUUAACAGGGUGGCUCUCCCAUAGACACCAAUGCGAUACCAGCUGGGUCUGGUCUGCUUUGUUCAUUGACUGAACCAGAAAAAACAGCGAAUGGAUUGAAAUCCUUCCUUAGUCAAACGUGAUUUACUAGCGUAUUGACGCCGAUAAAUAUAGAAACAAAUGGCUUUGAAUGGUGACCGUUAGGAUCGCGUGACAAGAAUGGAGGAUAAUUUGGAGAGCGUGCUCCAUUGCGAUGACAAGGAGAAGUUGAGGCGGAAACUGGCCCUACUACAGAGGGAGUACUCCAGGACAGUGCAGAGAUUACAGCGAGCUGAGCGUUCAGAUGCCGUGCGGAAGCAUGUGAGGAGCCGGAUUUCUGAGCAGAACCUCCAGGACCAGACAGACCCAGGCACAGCCAGCACCUCUCCCAACCCAGCUCUACCCUCCCUCUCCCUGGUUAGCCCUGCUAGGACAGCCCCAGGUUCGGCCUCACCACUAGGCCUCGCUGGAGAUUCGACUGUGGCGGCAUCGUGUCUGGUGGAAUCUGAGAACCCCAGGUGGAGGAGUCCGUCCGUCCGCUUCCUCCUCUCUGUCGAUGACUCUUGCCCUCGGACCCCUGACCUUAACCCUGACCCGGCAGGGGGUCACAGACGAAGCCCCUCCCUCCGGCUGAGGUCACGGAGAAGCCGGCAGCGCUGGGAGCGGAGGGGGAGGGCCCAGGGCGGCGAGGGGGGACGGGCAGGGUCGAGGUAUGACACGGAGACCAGCGAGGAUGGACUGGAGCCGGACGCACGGACAGAGAAAGAGGAGGAGGAGGGAGAGAAGGGAAAGGAGGAGGAGGAGAGGGAAACUCCAGAUAAAGAGGCAAUGAAGGAAAGGAGAGCUGGAGAGGAGAGAGAACAGAGGAAAUAUGGACAGAAGGAGAUAGAGAAGGAAGGGGCGAACCUGAGGAGAGAUGGAGAGAAAGAGAGAGAAGAGGGAGGUGAUUCAGGAGCUGUGGGCGCCUCAGAGUUAGGGGCCGUUGGGUUGUGUGACCUGUCGCUGUGUGACACUGGGGGUGCACUGGACUCGUGCACUCUGGUGGAAGGUCUGCCGUUCCCUGUAGAAUACUACAUCAGAACCACAAGACGCAUGGCCUCCUCACAGAGCCACAGAGACCUGCAGGCCGUCAUUCUGAACCAGCUCAACAGGGGGCGCCACAGAAGGAGCAGGGGCCGGACGUCCAACACACACACACUCUCAGACUCACUAGCACAACCCUCCAACUCACAGACCAAUCACACACCAGUCGAGGGGCCAUCAGCCAAUCAGAUGCUUACCUCGGAGUCGGGGACCAAUCAGAGUGAGUGUUUACCUUCCAGAGCCUGCAGUGUUCGGCCUGUCAGAGGCCGGAGGAGGAGAGGGAGAGGAAGGAGGCCGAGACUGGGCCGCUCUCUAAGUUUGGACUCGGAACCUCCAGCACCAGGCCCAGACAACACCCAGACCCCGGCCACUCUUACCCUAGCCUCACAGCCUCUCCCUGGCGGUGGAGGUCCGGAGCGCUGGCCUCUCUCUGGAGGUGUGGAGGAACAGCUUUAUCCCAUCUUCAGAAGGAGCUGUGGCUCUCCCCUCAUUCACACACCAAAGCAGCGCAAAGAGAGUGUGUGGUCUCUCCUCCUGCCCUCCUCCCACCCGCCCCAUCUCCCCUCCCUCUCCCCUGGAGGACCAGCAGUGCACCCUGGGAGUCUGGGCCGCGUCAUCUCAACCUUUGACCUCCAGGAUUUCCAUCUCCCCGACGACCAGUUCGGACGGCUAAAGCUCCAGAAGCUACGCGCCUCGUCUGCCGUUUCCGUCCCUGAACCGGAACCCUUCUCCCCUUACAACAUGCGUCGUCGCCACGGCAAAGACUCGGUCCACGGUCUCCACGGUGACACGGGCGGUCUGACGUCUAAAGCGCCUACGUCCGAGCCCAUCUCUCUCAGCCUCACCCCUCCUGUCACAGACUGUGUCGCUCCGGUAGAAUCAGUAGAACAGUCUAUAGACAGAUCAAUAGGCCAGCAUCUUACAGACCACCCUAUAGACCAGCAGUCUACAGACUCACUAGGCCUGUCUACAGACCUCCAUUCAGAGUACCAUUCAGUUUGCCAGUCUACAGACCACCCUGUAGACCAGCCUAUAAGCCAUGAGUCUACAGACCACCCUGUAGACCAGCCUAUAGGCCAUGAGUCUACAGACCACCCUGUAGACCAGCCUAUAGGCCAUCAGUCUACAGACCACCCUGUAGACCAGCCUAUAGGCCAUCAGUCUACAGACCACCCUGUAGACCAGCCUAUAGGCCAUCAGUCUACAGACCAUCAGCUUACCGUUUUAGUAGGCCAGUCUACAGACUUUCCUUCAGUAGACCAGCAGACAGGCCUACUCCCUGCUGAAGGCCCUUCCCUUCGCACUGAAACAGAGACCGAGUGCCCUACCGAGUGCCUUACCAAGUGCACUACGGAGUGUCCAUCCUUCCACACAAAGACAGAUCCUAAGUGCCCUUCUACGUGCCCUACGGAGUUCUCUAUCGACUGCCUUACCAAAUGUCCUGCCCUUCGGACGGAGACAGAUGCAGAGUGUGCUGUCCCCCCCAGCCCCUCCCUGCUCCUCCUUAGCCCCUCCCUAACCAGCCACACCCCUCACGGACACACCCUCUCCUUUCCCCUCUCCUCCAGCCCCCCCUUACCUUCCUUAGGGAUGACCCCUAACCUCUUGACCCCUAACCCCUUGAGCCCUAACCCUGACAUACCCCUCUCUCUCCCUGACAGCCCUCAAUUACCUUCUUUAGGGGCGGUGACCCUCCCCCUCUCCUGCGCUCCCUGCCCCCCCACUCUGACCCUCCCCCUCUCCUGCACUCCCUGCCCCCCCACUCUGCCCCUCCCCCUCUCCUGCGCUCCCUGCCCCCCCACUCUGCCCCUCCCCCUCUCCUGCGCUCCCUGCCCCCCCCACUCUGCCCCUCCCCCUCUCCUGCGCUCCCUGCCCCCCCCACUCUGA
Coregonus clupeaformis (lake whitefish) is the source of this 3170-nucleotide messenger RNA. RefSeq lists its product as uncharacterized. The record is from RefSeq and is a predicted model, not a curated record. Gene Ontology annotation, biological process: double-strand break repair via homologous recombination. NCBI's taxonomy places the organism in Eukaryota, Metazoa, Chordata, Actinopteri, Salmoniformes, Salmonidae. The coding region runs from base 381 to 3170 and encodes 929 amino acids. The transcript is spliced from 7 exons. Gene Ontology annotation, molecular function: DNA binding. Gene Ontology annotation, cellular component: nucleoplasm.